AUGAAACUGAAUGGCUUUAUUCAAAAGCUUGUUGACACCAGCAGAGCCGCUGUUGAAGACCACAACAUGCCAAUGGGGUGUUUGUGCAGGAGCCCGCCUUGUGCCGCAGAGGCUCGCGUGCACCUUCACGAAGGCGUCCUUGUCACGAACCCUUUAAUUUAUAAUUUCUUUGAAAGCUUCGGGUUUGUAAAGUUCGCGGAAGGCUUACGAGGAAACACCUCCAUCACCACAUUUUGGUCUUUAGCCACGGCUCUAUUGCUGCCAAAAUACCUCCGAAGGAACUUGUCCAGCAAAACUUUAUUGAUUCGGUCAACGUCUUCCAGCAAAACAUCUUGA
Messenger RNA from Trypanosoma rangeli, 336 nucleotides. RefSeq lists its product as uncharacterized. The transcript has a single exon. The record is from RefSeq and is a predicted model, not a curated record. NCBI's taxonomy places the organism in Eukaryota, Euglenozoa, Kinetoplastea, Trypanosomatida, Trypanosomatidae. The coding region runs from base 1 to 336 and encodes 111 amino acids.